This is a messenger RNA of Eurytemora carolleeae, 829 nucleotides long. RefSeq names its product calmodulin-like protein 12. NCBI's taxonomy places the organism in Eukaryota, Metazoa, Arthropoda, Copepoda, Calanoida, Temoridae. The record is from RefSeq and is a predicted model, not a curated record. Bases 42 to 500 code for a protein of 152 amino acids. The transcript has 9 exons. Gene Ontology annotation, molecular function: calcium ion binding.
AACAUAUAUUUCUCUGUUUUUCUAUUCAUUAGAUAUUUACAAUGGACUCAGAUAUGAUUUCAAAUAUUAAAUCACAAUUCAAAGCGCUGGACCUUAAUGGAGACGGGAGGAUAACUUUGUCGGAGUUGAUUAAUGCCAUGGGCUCCACAGGUGCGGAUGCAGGCAUGGCUGAGCAAAUAUUUUAUAGCCUUGAUAAAGAUGGGGAUGACAGUGUUUACUGGGAGGAAUUCUUGGAUUCUUUUGUUUCCGCUUCAGAACAAGCACCAUCGGUAGAAAACAAGCAAAAUAAGGGAAAUGAUGGUAUAUCGGAACACGUUCUAAAGGCAUUUGUUGCCUUUGAUACGAACAGAGAUGGAAGAAUAACAGUUUCGGAAUUAAUGCAAGGUUUAGAACAGAUCGGGUUGGAUAUAAAUUCGACCAGGAUUCAGGCAAUGUUCUCUACCCUUGAUGUUGAUGGGAGUGGGUUUCUGGAUUAUAAGGAGUUUGCUAAACUGCUCUAAAGGUUCUUGGAUCAAUCCUUGAACAUUCUCAGAGCGUCAAAUUUUCAACUGAUCUGCAGAAUUCUGGGACAACCAGUUUCAGAUUUACUCUCAUGUUAAAUCUAGCCUCGAAAAAGAUUGCUUAACUCUUUAAAAAAAACAUUUAACAACCCAAUUUUUGGAAUAAGGAAAACAAAACAUGUCCAUGAACGACAGAAUAAUUAAAACUUUCUUUUAAAAUCAUAGUGUUUUCGCCAUUAUUCUAAAUCUCGAGGGUCAAAGGAAUUGAGUCUUUGCCACAAACUCAAACUUUCUAAUCCCUCUAUCUUUGCAACCAGAUGAUGUAAACC